This is a messenger RNA of Crotalus tigris (Tiger rattlesnake), 4284 nucleotides long. RefSeq names its product mannosidase alpha class 1C member 1 (gene MAN1C1). Bases 1719 to 3584 code for a protein of 621 amino acids. The record is from RefSeq and is a predicted model, not a curated record. Gene Ontology annotation, molecular function: mannosyl-oligosaccharide 1,2-alpha-mannosidase activity; calcium ion binding. Gene Ontology annotation, biological process: N-glycan processing; carbohydrate metabolic process. Gene Ontology annotation, cellular component: endoplasmic reticulum; extracellular exosome; Golgi membrane. The transcript has 12 exons. Lineage: Eukaryota; Metazoa; Chordata; Lepidosauria; Squamata; Viperidae.
UCGCAGUCGAACCCAGCUGCAGUUGGUGCGGUUGGCCGUCGGUCGCCUCUGCCCGAGGCUUGCUGGACGCGAUGCCGCCUGAGAGCGGCGCCCCGGGGCUGGCGCGUUAGGGCAAGACGGGGCUGCGGCUGCGGCGCCUUCCCUUUGCCCGGCCGGCCGGCGGGGGCAGCUUCCAUCAGGCCCGCCGCCUUCCUCCGCAGAACAGUCCGGUGGAAAGAGCAGCCCCUCCCGGCGCCUUCACGGCCACCGGGAGCCCUUGGCCGUCUGCGGCGAGGACACGCCGGCUCUCCCGCCGCGCUCGCCCAUCGGGGGCGUCCCAAGAGCGGAGGGGGAGAAGACAUCCAGCCGCGGGCGGUUUCUGAGACUUCGACGCCCGCCCGAGCGAGACCGGCGAUGGAUGCUCAGCCACCGAGCGCGGGGCGCCUCAUUCCCCCCCAUCUUCCCCAGCGCCGCGGCGGAGCCUAGUGCCAGGCGGGAGACCCCGGACCCUCUCCGCGGCUUCCGACUCUCUUCCUCCCCCCCCCCCCAUGAGCGAGGAAGGGGAAAAAGUUGGGAGCCGUUUCUUCUUCGGGGGGGAGGAGCCACCGAAGUCGGAAAGCGAGUGAUCGGGGAGCCAAAGAAAACCACAGGCGGACGAUUCAAAGCCGACUCCGGCCCGGACUGGCGUCCCUGCGGGGCCGGCCGGCGAAUCUGGCCUCAGGCCAAGCGGGGAUGCCUCCCCUCCCGAGAGGCCGGCGGGAUCGGGGCCGCCGCUGAACGCUCCCGCGUGUCGCCCUGCGUGGCUCUCCUCCUCCUCCCGCGCCUGGGUGGAGCCUCCCCUUCGCCGGCGGGAGGAGGCGGAUGCUCGGCUUCUCCCUAAACAGCCGGCUGAGUAUCGCCGGGAGGAGCCGCGAGGGGAAGCCACGAGGAUGCCGCUGGGGGCCGGCCUGAGCUGGGGCUGAGUCCGGGCAGGGGGCGGACCGACGUGGAUGGAGAGAGGGACUGUCGCGUGGCUGGGCGGCGGGGGGCGCCAGGCGGCACGCCCCGACCCCUGGCGCUGAGCGAGCAGCUCCGGCUCUUCCUCCAGAAAUGCUGCAUCAUGAACCCGCCGACGAUCCCGCUCUGAGCCCCAAGCGGCCGGAGAGCGGCUCCCCCGGCGCCCGCUAGCAGCGGUGGGGACGGGCCGAGGAGGACAGGGAGGCGCGGCCAGAGGGAGACGCUCCGACCCCCCGCCCUGCCUCUAUCCGGCCGGGGUCUCGGUCGCAAGACGGCGAUGCUUCGGCUGUAGAUUCCGGGCAGGGAGGGGAAUUCCGGGUCCCCGAAGAAGAGCAAAGUGCCUGCAAAGCGGAGGGAGGGGAAGAGGAGGAGGAAGAGGACUCGCCCCUCCCCGCCUUCUCCCUCGGAGCAUCUCACCCGACAACUCCUCAACUUCUCAUCCAGUCGCCGGAGCCGCUUCUCCGGGGCGGCGAGAACUUCUUCUCGGUCCGUACGCGCUCGUGGCUGGCUCUGGCGUUUGCGCGGCGAGUUCAGACGAACGGGAGACGACACGCGUCAAGCUAACUAGCCGCGGCUGAAGUCGCCGAGCGCCGGGACGCUCGCAAAGCCCGAGACGGGGAUAAAAGCGACUCCGGCGAGGUUCUUCCGUCGGCUUCGGAAGAGCCGUCCGCCUCGCCCGGGGCGCCUGGUGCUGCUGCGUGGCCGCCGGAGGGGGCCCCUUGGCCGGCUCUCGCGGAGCGCCCAUGCUGCUGCCGCGGAAGUGGCCGGGCUGGCCGCCGUCGGCGCUGCGGCUGCCGCAGAAGUUCCUUUUCCUGCUCUUCCUCUCGGGCCUGCUCACGCUCUGCUUCGGCGCCCUCUUCUUGCUGCCCGACUCCUCCCGCGUCAAGCGCCUCUUCAUGCCCCGCCACGGCGGAGCCGAGCUGGAAGCGCCCCGCAGCCCCCCGCCGGGAGCCGGCCUGGCCCGCCACCUGCCCGCCAACGCCAGCCCGCCCGCGCCGCCGCCGCCGCCCUCCCGCCGCCUCCGGGACCCCGCCGAGCUCCCGCCCGGAGCGCACUCGGAUCCGGCCUCCCGACGGACCCUCCCGCCCGGCGAGCAGAGCGCCUCGGCGCCUCCCUUGCAGCAGACGCGCGCCCCGUUCCGCUUCGACUACGCGGCGUUCCGGCGGCGCCUCCGCCACCCGCUGCUGGGCGGCAGCAGAGGCGGCACCGAGGAGCCCGACACCCGCGCCCGGCGGCUGAAGAUCAAGGAGAUGAUGAAGUUUGCUUGGGAUAACUACAAGCAAUAUGCCUUGGGGAAAAAUGAACUGAGACCUCUCACUAGAAAUGGACAUAUCGGGAACAUGUUUGGAGGCCUCCGGGGUGCCACCGUGGUGGACGCUUUGGAUACCCUGUACGUCAUGGAGCUGCAGGAGGAGUUCCAGGAAGCCAAAGAUUGGGUGGAGCAGAGCUUUGAUUUGAAUGUGCAGAACGGGGAAGCUUCUUUAUUCGAGGUGAACAUCCGCUACGUUGGAGGACUUCUGUCCACAUAUUACCUGACAGGCGAAGAGGUCUUCAAGAGCAAAGCUCUAGAACUUGGAGAGAAACUUCUCCCGGCUUUUAACACACCAACAGGAAUCCCACGUGGGGUCAUCAACCUGGGCAGUGGCAUGAGCUGGAGCUGGGGAUGGGCAUCAGCAGGAAGCAGCAUUUUAGCUGAAUUCGGGAGCCUCCACUUAGAGUUUAUGCACCUUUCAGAACUGUCUGGAAAUUCCAUAUAUGCUGAAAAAGUGAUGAACAUCCGCAAAGUCCUGAAUAGAAUUGAGAAACCUCAUGGGCUUUAUCCAAACUUUCUCAGUCCAGUCACAGGGAACUGGGUACAGCAUCACGUCUCUGUUGGUGGCCUUGGGGACAGUUUUUAUGAGUAUCUGAUCAAAUCUUGGCUCAUGUCAGAUAAGCAAGAUAGCGAAGCGAAAAACAUGUAUGAUAAAGCCCUCGAGGCAAUAGAAAAGCACCUGGUCAAAAAAUCGCCUGGUGGGCUGACCUAUAUUGCCGAAUGGCGAGGAGGCAUCUUGGAUCAUAAAAUGGGGCACCUGGCUUGCUUUUCUGGUGGCAUGAUAGGCCUUGGAGCAGAACACACCACAGAAGAACAGAAACAGCACUAUUUGGAUCUAGCUGGGGAAAUAACGCACACUUGUCACGAAUCUUACAUUCGCUCAGAUACCAACCUGGGCCCUGAAGCAUUUCGUUUUGAUUUUGGAGCGGAAGCAAUGGCGACACGACUCAGUGAUCGUUAUUACAUCCUGCGCCCUGAGGUUGUUGAGAGCUACUUCUACUUGUGGAGGUUGACACAUGACCCCAAGUACAGGCAGUGGGGUUGGGAAGCUGUCCAAGCGCUGGAGAAAUUUUGCCGAGUGGAAGCAGGAUUCUCUGGGAUCCGCGAUGUGUAUACGACCACCCCAAGCCAUGACAACAUGCAGCAGAGUUUUUUUCUGGCAGAGACGUUAAAGUAUCUCUAUCUUCUGUUCUCUGAAGAUGAUGUGCUCUCCCUUCAAGACUGGGUGUUCAACACUGAAGCUCACCCAUUGCCUGUGAAUCACACAGACUUUGUCCUGAAGACCACCAUGCAGUAGGAGCACCUCGGCCUUUCUGGGUUCUGCAAAGGGAUCCCGAGGGGCUGUUUGCAUUUUUUUCCUUUCUCCUUUCCAGUAAAGGAAUGCACAGAUUCCCGGAAAGGUAUUUUGGGGGCAUUCGUCCAAAUUCCGGACAGUAUUAUAUUGGGGAGUAUAAAAACUGUGAAACAAGCACCUUCAUGGGGUUUUUUUUUUCCUCUGUGAGGAAACUUAUAACCUAAUAAUUGGAUGUUGAUUAUGGGCCAUAAGACAGAAAAAAUCAUGGACGUUUCUAUGGAAUCCACGGACUUUUCUAUUGCGUGGCCAAAGGAUCAGGAGUUUGCCAUAAAAUAGAUGUCGGUUUUGUGCCACACUUUUUGCCCCAAACUUGCUCCAUCCUUUUUCAUAUACUGUUGAUUUUUUUUUCACCUUUCUGAUCUAUCCUUUAAAAAAAAAAAGCAGUACGCAUCUUCAGUGGUCCUGAUUAAAAAGUGUUUCUAAAUCCCACCCUUUUCCUCACCUAUUUUUCUGUUCUCUUCAUCUAUUUGCCAACUUCCUUUCUUUUUCUUUUUUCUUUGAUUUCCUGGGUUUUGCUUGAUCACUUUCCUUUGAUUUUGGUUUUCCUUUUUCAUCUGCAGCAAAACGUUAUGAGGCAUUUGUAAUGAUUUCUGUAAUGCUCAGAUGUGAAAAAUAAAAUAAAAAUUCAUGUCGGCUAAAAAAA